Molecule: messenger RNA, 1687 nt
Organism: Drosophila subobscura
Lineage: Eukaryota; Metazoa; Arthropoda; Insecta; Diptera; Drosophilidae
Gene: Usp39
Product: U4/U6.U5 tri-snRNP-associated protein 2
Exons: 4
Coding region: 112-1596 (494 amino acids)
Biological process (GO): mRNA processing; spliceosomal complex assembly; protein deubiquitination
Molecular function (GO): cysteine-type deubiquitinase activity; zinc ion binding
Source: RefSeq, a predicted model, not a curated record
UCUGCACAUGCAACCGUGUUGCCGGCAGCCGCUUUCCAAUACUAAUCCGACACCGCCAUCAACAAAGUUUUUUAUUUAAAUGCAUUUUUGACACAAAAACAACGGCAAGAAAUGGCGCAAACGAAAUCUACAGCAGCUAAGCGCCCGAGGCUGGACAACAGACAGGCAAAUGCACAAGAAGAGGAUGAGACGCCAUCCGUGUUCAAUCCAAAGUAUCGGGUGUGCCCCUACCUGGACACGAUCAACCGAAAUCUGUUGGACUUUGAUUUCGAGAAGCUUUGCUCCGUUUCGCUGACGCGGAUCAAUGUGUACGCAUGCUUGGUGUGCGGCAAGUAUUUCCAGGGACGCGGCACCAACACGCACGCCUAUACGCACUCGGUGGGUGAGGCGCACCAUGUGUUCCUCAAUCUGCACACACUGAGAUUCUACUGCCUGCCGGACAACUACGAGAUAAUCGACUCGUCGCUGGACGACAUCAAAUACGUGCUUAAUCCGACGUUCACCAAGCAGGAAAUAAGCAAGCUGGAUCUAGUUCUGCCCAAGCAGUCGCGAACCGUCGACGGCAUUCUCUAUCUGCCCGGCGUUGUCGGCCUAAACAACAUCAAGGCCAAUGACUACUGCAACGUGGUGCUGCACGCCCUCUCGCACGUGGGCCCGCUGCGGGACUACUUCCUGCGGGAGCAGAACUACGCAAAGAUCAAGCGGCCGCCGGGCGACUCAAUGUUCACGCUGGUGCAGCGCUUCGGCGAGCUGAUGCGCAAGAUGUGGAAUCCUCGCAACUUCAAGGCUCACGUCUCGCCGCACGAGAUGCUGCAGGCGGUGGUGCUGUGGUCGAGCAAGCGCUUCCAAAUCACAGAGCAGGGCGAUCCCAUUGACUUUCUCUCCUGGUUCCUCAACACCCUGCAUCGUGCGCUCAAGGGCAACAAGCAGCCAAACUCCUCGAUUCUGUACAAGAUAUUUCUGGGCGAAAUGCAGAUCUUUACGCGCAAAAUGCCGCCCGUAGAGCUGGACGAUGCGGCCAAGGAGAAACUGCUGGCCACCGAGGAGUACCAGGAUCAGGUGGAGCACACGAACUUUAUCUAUCUCACCUGCGACCUACCGCCGCCGCCACUGUUCACCGACGAGUUCCGCGAGAACAUCAUACCGCAGGUGAAUCUCUACCAGCUGCUCGGCAAGUUCAACGGCAGCGCCGAGAAGGAGUACAAAACCUACAAGGAUAACUUCAUGAAACGCUUCGAGAUCACCCGAUUGCCACAGUUCAUUAUCCUGUACAUCAAGCGCUUCACCAAGAACACAUUCUUCUUGGAGAAGAACCCAACAAUUGUUAAUUUUCCGAUCAAAAACGUGGACUUUGGUGACAUUCUGGGCAUGCGACAGAGAGACAAGGAUGUCAAGGACACCAAAUACAACCUGGUGGCGAAUAUCGUGCACGAUGGUGACCCCAAGAAGGGCACUUAUCGCGCCCACAUUCUGCACAAGGCCAAUGGGCAGUGGUACGAGAUGCAGGAUCUGCAUGUCACCGAAAUUCUACCCCAGAUGAUAACACUUACCGAGUCCUACAUUCAGAUAUACGAGCGGAGUUCAGAGCCCUCAUGAUCCCUAGUUUAUUAUUUGUACCGAAAAUACAUCCCCCUACCCACGAGCUAUACAUAAAUACAAGCUAUAGUCCACACAGACAUGACUAUAA